CGUCAGUCAGAUGGUCGACGUUUGGGUAAAAUCACGUUCAGUCCGGUGGUGAAAAUUUUCUGAAGAAGAGAGCAGCAGUAAUUUCGUGCGGCAGAGUCAGAGAAGAAACCCCCUUGGUGGUGUCGAGAAAAUUUUAAAGUCGCCGACUAUGUUAUCAAUUUGUAAACAGACCUCAUCGAGCCUCCAAAGGGUGUCGAUAAGAUGCCUGAGCUCGGUGGUUCAGGAUCCCAAGAUCCCGGACUUCCCUGUGAAGAACGAGCCAGUUUAUGGGUACAUGAAGGGAUCCCCUGAGCGCAAAGAGCUUGAGGAUGCUCUCAACAAGAUGUCCAAGGAAACCAGGGACGUGCCAAUCGUCAUCGGCGACAAGGAAUUCAAAACGGACAACGUCAAAUACCAGGUGAUGCCACAUAACCACAAGGAGAAGAUUGCCAAAUUCUACUACGCCGACCAGAAGCUGCUGCAGAAGGCUAUAGAGACCGCCGUCGAGACUCAGAAGAAAUGGGACAGGACUCCAAUUAGGGACAGAUUAAACAUUUGGGAGAAAGCUGCUUCCCUGAUGGCCGGCCGCUACCGUGCCCAGCUGAACGCAGCUACCAUGCUGGGACAGGCGAAGACCAUCAUCCAAGCCGAGAUCGACUCCGCCGCCGAGCUCAUCGAUUUCUUCAGAUUGAACGCCUUCUUCCUGAAGGAAGCCCACAAAUACCAGCCAAUUUCCGAAGAUGCCAAGGUGACCAAGAACAGCAUGCGCUACCGCGGUAUCGACGGUUUCAUCGCCGCUGUUUCGCCCUUCAACUUCACCGCCAUCGGCGGUAAUUUGGCCUACACUCCAGCUUUGAUCGGUAAUUCGGUUCUGUGGAAGCCCAGCGACACAGCUCUGUUAUCCAAUUGGAUUAUCUUCCAGAUCUGUAGGGAAGCCGGUCUUCCCCCAGGCGUUGUGAACUUUGUACCCGCCGACGGCCCCGUCUUCGGAGACACCAUCACCGCUUCCAAACAUCUAGCUGGUAUCAACUUUACCGGUUCAGUUCCCACUUUCACUCGCUUGUGGACGCAAGUUGGUAAGAACAUCAACAGCUACGUGAACUUCCCUCGUCUGAUCGGAGAAUGCGGUGGCAAGAACUACCACUUCGUUCAUCCAACCGCUGACCCAGUGAGCGUAGUUCACGGCACCAUCAGGAGUUCCUUCGAGUUCUGCGGCCAAAAGUGCAGCGCUUGCUCGAGGAUGUACGUCCCAGAAUCGCUCUGGCCAAAGAUCAAGGACGGUUUGAUCGAGAAAUGCAGCACGUUGAAGAUUGGCGAUGUCAUGGAAUUCGACUCGUUCACCUCCGCUGUCAUCGACGACAAAGCUUACAAACGCAUCAAGGGUUACAUCGACCAUGCCAAGAAUUCCAAGAACCUGAAGAUCAUCGCCGGAGGCAAAUGCGACGACUCCAAGGGCUACUUCAUCGAGCCAACGAUCGUCGUCAGCACCGACCCAUUGGACAAGAUCAUGACCGAGGAGAUCUUCGGCCCGGUGCUCUCCAUCUACGUCUACAAGGAUAGCGACGUCGAGAAGACUUUGAGCCUCGUCGGUAGUUCCACCGUUUUCGCUCUGACCGGAGCCGUUUUCGCAAAAGACCAAGCAUUCCUGAAGCAUGCUUUGGAAGAACUCAAGAUGACCGCUGGUAAUUUCUACAUCAACGACAAAUCGACUGGCAGUGUUGUAGGUCAACAACCAUUUGGUGGAUCCAGGAUGUCAGGUACAAACGAUAAGGCCGGUGGACCCCACUAUGUACUCCGCUGGGGAAAUCCUCAGGCCAUCAAAGAAACGUUCGUUCAGCUGAACGAGAUCGGUUACCCGUACAUGUCCCAAAAAUAAGUAUGGGUCCAGAUCCCAUCAAGUUACCUCAAUUUACACCGAUAAAUUUAAUUUUUAAAUUUAAAUAAUUGUUAUUUUUAAAUGAUUACUACUUUGCUCCGUUUUAA
Nicrophorus vespilloides is the source of this 1962-nucleotide messenger RNA. RefSeq names its product delta-1-pyrroline-5-carboxylate dehydrogenase, mitochondrial (gene P5CDh1). Gene Ontology annotation, molecular function: L-glutamate gamma-semialdehyde dehydrogenase (NAD+) activity. NCBI's taxonomy places the organism in Eukaryota, Metazoa, Arthropoda, Insecta, Coleoptera, Silphidae. The record is from RefSeq and is a predicted model, not a curated record. The coding region runs from base 149 to 1855 and encodes 568 amino acids. Gene Ontology annotation, cellular component: mitochondrial matrix. The transcript has 10 exons.